CGCCGGCGCUUCCGGCAGCGCUGCGCUGGAUGGCGGAGCCCGGGGCUGGAGCGGCGGCGGGGCGCGGGGAGGGACGGACGGAGGAGCCGGAGGAGCCCGGGCAUGGACGGACGGAGGAGCCGUGGGGCGGAUGGACGGCGGAGCGGCGGCGGCUGUGGGCGCCGGGCGGGCGCUGGCUGGCGGCCGUGCUGCCGCUGCUGCUGGCCCCGCUGCCGGGCGCAGGCCAGAGCAGCCUGCCGAGCCCAGAGGACGUUCGGGUGCACGUGGUGAACACCAACUUCACCCUGAGCUGGCAUUUCCAGGGCACUGAGCCCGGGGUGACGUUCUCAGCACAGUUCCAGUGGCCGGAGCUGGAGGACACGGGCUGGCAGGAGCUGCCGGGGUGCCAGGCAGUGGCUGGCACAGGCUGUGACUUCUCCUCGGCCAUCUCCGAGUACUACGAUGCCCACUACGUGCGUGUCAGGGCCCAGGCAGGGCCACUGCUGUCCCCGUGGUCCGAGGUCCUGGAGAUGGUUCCAGAACACGUCGGUACGAGCUCGGGGCUGCUGGGGACACUUUGCUUCCUUCAGCACCUUGGGAGGGUCCUGCUCCCCUGCCCUGCUCAGGUGGGACCCCUCCUGCAGAGCCUCCAGCCCUGA
Molecule: messenger RNA, 638 nt
Organism: Passer domesticus (house sparrow)
Lineage: Eukaryota; Metazoa; Chordata; Aves; Passeriformes; Passeridae
Product: interferon alpha/beta receptor 1-like
Exons: 3
Coding region: 30-638 (202 amino acids)
Biological process (GO): type I interferon-mediated signaling pathway
Cellular component (GO): plasma membrane
Molecular function (GO): protein binding; type I interferon receptor activity
Source: RefSeq, a predicted model, not a curated record